Ictalurus punctatus (channel catfish) is the source of this 4130-nucleotide messenger RNA. It is a transcript of the gene ddx11, whose product is annotated as DEAD/H (Asp-Glu-Ala-Asp/His) box helicase 11. Gene Ontology annotation, molecular function: hydrolase activity, acting on acid anhydrides, in phosphorus-containing anhydrides; DNA helicase activity; ATP binding. The transcript has 28 exons. Bases 357 to 3077 code for a protein of 906 amino acids. Gene Ontology annotation, biological process: nucleobase-containing compound metabolic process; establishment of sister chromatid cohesion. The record is from RefSeq and is a predicted model, not a curated record. NCBI's taxonomy places the organism in Eukaryota, Metazoa, Chordata, Actinopteri, Siluriformes, Ictaluridae. Gene Ontology annotation, cellular component: nucleus.
AAACAAAACAAAACGCCUAUUGUACCUUUAAACGGUUUAAAACAAUUUUCUAUUUAAGUUAAAGAGUUACAGUGAGCGCGCGCUCGGGAAGCCUCCAGAAUUUCCGUGGUACUUUCUGGAAGCAUGAAAUGGACACCUGAGUAAUUAAAGCUCCUUUUUUGUACUGCAAAACGGGCUUCUUGUAUAUUUUGCCCCGUCAAAAUAUACACAUAUAACUUAAUAUUUAUAUGGUGGAUGAGUAGAUAUACUUACAUAUAUAUACACACAUAUUGCUGUUUUCAAAGACACCUUGCGAAGCUACUUAUUGCCAUGCGACCAGCUAGCUAGCUUAGAUCUGAGUCACCGGAGUGGUCGAAAUGGAGAGCGGGGAUGGAGUCAGUCGCUUCCCGUUUCCCUUUAAGCCGUAUCCGAUCCAGGAGCGCUUCAUGGAGGCGCUGUACACCGUGCUCGAGGAGGGCAAAGUGGGCAUCUUCGAGAGCCCCACCGGCACGGGGAAGUCUCUGAGUCUGAUCUGUGGUGCUCUGACAUGGCUGAAAGACUUUGAGGAGAAGAAACGACAAGAAGCUGAGAAGCUCCUGGAGCACACAGUGAGCGCGAGCGCAGUAGGUGGAGGAGGAAAAAAUGGGGACGGAAUCACGGUUCGGGAGGAGGAGAAAAGUAACAGCGCCGGCGUUGAUGGAGAGCUGGACUGGGUUUCAGAGUUUGUGCAGAAAAGAGCAGAGAGAGAGCUGGUGAACAAAUUAAAGGAUGAGGAGAUGAAAAGGAAGAGGAGAGAGGACCGACUGGAGAUGAUCAGACACAACGCUCAGCUAAAAUACACCAUGAAGAGAAAAAACAGUGAGAAUAGCGAGACUGAAAAGCUGCUGCAGUUCAGUAAGAAGGACGCGGGAUCAGAAGACGGACCUGACGAAGACGAAGAGGACGGGCUCGUUGUUGCGGAUUACGAAAGCGAUGAAGAAACCACACCCAAAAACAGGCUCUGUGAUGAGGAGGAGGAUGAUGAUGAUCUGGAGGAAGAGCAUGUCACUAAGAUUUAUUACUGCAGCCGUACACACUCGCAGCUGGCCCAGUUCGUGCAUGAAGUGCAGAAGAGUCCGUAUAACUCCACAGUCAGCUUGGUCAAUCUCGGGUCUAGACAGAAUCUGUGCAUUAAUCCAGAGGUGGCACGACUGGGAAGCGUUCAGCUGAUCAACGAUCGCUGUAUGGAGCUGCAAAAAAAUAAACACGAUAAGCAGGACAAGGUGGACUCGGAGCCUAAACGCCGCCGCGGUGCCGUCAAAGCGACGUGUGCGUUCUCAGGCUAUGAGAAGAUGAUGACGAUGCGAGACGAGGUGCUGGCGAGCGUCAGAGACAUCGAGCAGCUCGUGCAGCAUGGCCGAGACACGCACACCUGCCCUUAUUACAGCACACGGCUUGCUAUUCCUGCAGCUCAGGUGGUGGUGUUGCCGUAUCAAUCACUCCUUCAUGCUGCGACUCGCAAGGCGUCCGGGAUCAAACUGAAGGAUCAGAUCGUCAUUAUCGACGAGGCUCACAACCUCGGGGACACGAUCACGGCACUGCACAGUUCCGAGGUCAACGGAGCACAGCUGUGCAGGGCUCACUCGCAGCUCUCUCAAUACUGCGAGCGCUACAGGAGCCGCCUGAAGGCCAAGAAUCUGAUGUAUAUCAAGCAAAUCCUGUUUGUGCUGGAGGGGCUUGUGCGCACUCUUGGAGGGAAGGUGGGCCUGAAUCCUGUGACUCAGAGCACUCAGUCAGGAACUGAACUGUUAACCAUUAACGACUUCCUGUUCAGAGCUCAGAUAGACAACAUCAACCUGUUCAAGGUGCAGAGAUAUUUGGAGAAGAGUCUGAUCAGCAGGAAGUUGUUUGGAUUUUCUGAGAAGUAUGAAGGGAGCGGUGUAAGCACACACACAAGUUCUAUGAAUAAGGAGAAUCGCAGAACCGAAGGACUCGGACGCUUCUUGCAGGGCCUUCAGAGCAAAGCUACAGCUCCUGUAGAGUAUCAGGGUUCAGAAGAAGACAGACCCAUUAUGGCGUCUCCUAUGAUGCUUGUGGAAAGUUUCCUUUUCGCUCUCUCCAGCGCCAACAAAGAUGGAAGAGUGGUGAUGGAAAAACAAACAUGCCUGGCUCAGAGUAGUGUAAAGUUUCUCAUGCUGAAUGCAGCAGUUCAUUUUGCACAAGUUCUCCAGGAAUGCAGGGCCGUCGUAAUUGCCGGGGGAACCAUGCAGCCUGUCUCAGACUUUAAGGAGCAGCUUCUCCUGUCAGCUGGAGCUCAUAAGGAGCGCAUUGCAGAGUUUUCAUGUGGUCAUGUCAUCCCUCCGGAGAAUAUUCUACCCAUAAUCCUCUGCACUGGACCCUCUGGACAGGAGCUUGAGUUUACCUUCCAGACCAGAGACAGACCACAGAUGAUGGAGGAGACGGGGCGUGUUCUGUCCAACCUGUGCAACGUGGUUCCAGGAGGCGUGGUGUGUUUCUUCCCCUCUUAUGAGUACGAGAGGAGAAUUCUGGGACACUGGGAGAGUAACGGAGUCCUCCAACGACUCGCAGCCAAAAAGAAGAUUUUCCAGGAACCGAAGAAAGCGAGUCAGGUGGAGCGGGUGUUGUCCGAGUACUCCAGGUGCAUCCAGCGCUGCAGCAAUACUGGAGGCGGCCAGUCGGGGGCACUAUUGUUCUCGGUGGUUGGAGGAAAGAUGAGUGAAGGGAUUAAUUUCUCAGAUGACCUGGGCAGAUGUAUUGUGAUGGUCGGAAUGCCGUACCCCAACAUCAAGUCCCCUGAACUUCAGGAGAAAAUGGCGUAUUUAGACAAGCACAUGCCUCAUGUGGAUGGCCGAAGUCCAGGGAAGGCUUUAAUCGAAAACCUGUGCAUGAAAGCUGUCAAUCAGUCAAUUGGCCGGGCGAUUCGUCACAGGGAUGAUUACGCCUGUAUCGUGUUGUGUGACCGACGCUACGCCCGCACCGGCACGCUGCAGAAACUUCCCGAGUGGAUCCGAAGCAGCACACGCACUCACAGCAACUUCGGGCCGGCCUUCGCCGGCAUCAGGAAGUUUUUCCUGGAGAAGCGACGAACACAGCACUGAGCAGGACGCCACGUGACCUCAGUUCUACAUCGCUGUCCGAAUGCAAGGGUUUGUUGUUGUUGUUUUUAAAACCAGUGUGCGUGUAGUUGUGUAAUCCUGUAAAACCUACGUCACUAAUUAACAUUACUGUUAACCAGUCUGUUUCGUUCAGCUGUGUUGUACUCACGUGUUCACGCGAGACUGUUACGGUUUAAUGUGAAUAAAGUCGAUAUAACGAGAGAAACGCGAGAUUUGUCGACGAUAACCUCUCACAUGUAUGAUUUUUUUUCUGUCUCUCUGAUGGUUUUUCAGAACUUCAUUUAAGGCUUUCCUGCACACAGUGUGCCUGGGCCGUGUGUUUUCCCCAGCAGAUGGUAGAAAAUAAUCAGUGCGUAAAGAAAGUAAUUACACACAUUACACACGUUGCUCUUCAGCUUCCCAGAUUUUACUGAUUACUGAAUAAGAUUUCACAAGUUUCUUUUCUAUGAAUAUUUUAUCUUUUCAUAUGCAGGGAUGGAUAAAUUAUAAAUCCAUGAGCUGGUCCAGUUUUCUGCCCAGUCCCAUGUUUCGGUUGCUGGGAAACUGACCAAACUAAAAAAAAAGUCAUAGUUAACAUAAUACAACAAUGUUGUUAAGUGCAGUGAAUUUCACUGUGAGUUUAGAAAUAGUAUCCUCUUCUUAGAAAGUUCCUAAGUAGCACAGAGUCAAUGAGACAACCUGUCAGGUGCUAUACACGGUACUACCGAGUGAAGGAACGCGCCACUGACAUUUUAUAAAAGGUUUUUCUUUGUCCGUUACAGGAGAAUUGAGUGCAUGAAUAUUCCGUUUUAUAAAUCGUCACAUGGCAUAAAGUCCCAAUAAUCUGCUAAAAGGAUGAGAUUACAUAUACAGAGUUUCCCUACAUCAUCUAGGCAUGUAAUCUGAUCUGUAUUUUAGCAAACGACCAUUAAAAAAGCUCGGAACUUAUUUUAACGUGACCUUGUCCAAUCCGCGUCUGUUGCGCUGCCAUGGUUUCAGAAAGGUCCAUCUGUGCUUUCAGUUCUUAAAGAGUCAUUCAUAAAUGGUCUGUCUUGG